CUUGUAAUCUCGUUCCCAGUUGCUUUUCCUAUGUUGAACUUCUGGUUCAGUUCAGCCGCAGCCGUGUCGAGCGUAGUCAACGUAACUUUGGUUCAAAGUGGAUAGGUGAAAACAGAGAACCACGAUGUCGCAAGAUCGAUAUCAUCAGGCCAGUUACACGGCCUCCGGAAUGACAAGCCAAGGUGACCAGGAAUUUCGAAGCCUUGCGCAAACAAUUGGAACGAACAUACAGAAGAUCACUCAAAAUGUGGGUUCCAUACAAAAAAUGGUAAACCAACUUGGAACUGUCCAGGACUCUGAAUCACUACGGUCACAACUGCACCAAAUGCAGCAGAAUACGAACCAACUAGCCAAGGAGACAAAUAACCGGUUGAAGGCCCUGGCAAAUCUUUCUGGAAGCGACUUGAGGCAACGCAAAAUUCUACGGGAGAAGUUGGCCAAUGACUUCUCAGAGGCACUGCACUGCUUCCAAACAGUGCAGCGGGCUGAAGCGGAAAAGGAAAAGGAGUCAGUGAAGCGAGCACGAACAGCAUCUAAUCGCAUGUUUGAAGAUCCAGCAAGAGAGAGCAGCUUGAUCGAGCUUGCUUCCCCUCAACAACAGCAACAGAGCUUUGCACAGUAUUCGGAAGAGGUGGACCUUAAUUUGCUUAGAGAAAGGGAACAAGCCAUUCGCAAGCUUGAGUCUGACAUUGUGGAUGUGAAUACCAUCUUCAAAGAUUUGGCGGCAAUGGUUCAUGAUCAGGGAGAUGUUAUAGAUAGCAUUGAAGCAAGUGUUGAGACUGCAGCAAUCAGCGUUGAUGAAGGUGUAGAGCAGCUGGCAAAAGCAAGGCAGAACCAGGUAAAAGCCAGGAAGAAAAUGAUAUGUUUGGCUGUCUUUGGAAUAGUUCUGUUGGCCAUAGUCAUCACAGUCAUCGUAUUAACCAAGGGUUAACAGGCCUGGCAGCAACAGGCCAGCUGGUAUGAUGACAGCAUUGGAGGGCACCUUGCCACCAUCCUAACUGGACAGCAACUCCUGGUCCUCACGUGGGAGAGAACCACAGGCAAACAGCAAAUUAUUACUGCACCUUAACUAGUGCACGUAACUAGGUAUUUAUUAAUUGUCUCUUGUUUUGUAAGUUAAAUAGUCCAACAGCAUAGCUGGGACCGGGCUGCACCCCACCCUGCGACAUUCCCAGCGCUUCUCGUGCGCUAGCACUAUGAUCUGGCUUGCUUUGUUACAGUAACGAGACAUGUGUCAUCACAUUUGAUUGUUUUGAAGGCUUGAACAAUAUAUCUGUCAACAAUAAACAGCCAUUUAUAGCUAUGGACUGUGUAACCAGUAAUGGAGAAAACGGUUGCUUUAUUUGGCACUUUUUUUUUAUCUAUCUUUCUGUAUGUUUUAGUGACAUAUUUCCCAUUGUACAAGGGGCAUAAGAUGGAAUUACAUCUGUCUACAAACAUUCAGAGAAAUGUUAGUGGAUCUGUAAAUUUAUCGCGUUACAUUAUCGCAUAUCGUAAUGCAGAUGUUAUGACUUAUGAGAUAGAGAUAUGGUCAAUUAAUCUCACCUUGUGCUCCGUCGAAAUUUGUACAGUCGUUCGGUGUAAUUACCGUUCGUGGUAAUAAAAUAUAUCACAAAUAACAAUCCAUGCAAAGAAAAGAGUGUGCUGCAGCAUAAAACUUACAGAAUUGGAAUGAUAAUGUGCAAAUAUUGCAGGUAAUGUGCAUGCCUAUUGCAUAAAGUUUUACCAUCCAGGAUUCUACAGAUAUGUAUAUAGAUGCUGGUUUCUUCCAUUUUAAAAGUUAGUGGAAAAGUAUGUACAUACAGCAAGAAAUGCUGACAUAUAUGUAGAAUGUUUGCAAAUGUGUAUAAAGUAUGUAAUAAAUACAUGUUGAUUUUUUC
This is a messenger RNA of Ornithodoros turicata, 1880 nucleotides long. Its product is annotated as syntaxin-12-like. Gene Ontology annotation, biological process: vesicle-mediated transport; intracellular protein transport; vesicle fusion. NCBI's taxonomy places the organism in Eukaryota, Metazoa, Arthropoda, Arachnida, Ixodida, Argasidae. Gene Ontology annotation, cellular component: membrane; SNARE complex; synaptic vesicle. The record is from RefSeq and is a predicted model, not a curated record. Gene Ontology annotation, molecular function: SNARE binding; SNAP receptor activity. The coding region runs from base 125 to 931 and encodes 268 amino acids. The transcript is spliced from 10 exons.